AUGGAUGAUUACGGGCCUCUAAAUCCGGAAUAUUAUCAUGUAAAAAAGUGUCACAGAUCUAAACUAAAUGUAUUAGCUAAAGGUAACUAUCCUAAGCUAUCGAAUUGUAAACGAUUUGCUUUAGAGAAGAAGGGGUUAUCUUUUAAUUUUAGCCCUCAAGCAAGAGAAGGGCGUUUAGAGGAUACUUGUGAAGUAUUGCAGUGCGCAGAAAUAUCUACAGGCCUGUUAAGGAAUAAUGAUUCAAGAUAUGACUACUACAGUCUCUUUGGAAAUCUUUCAUUAAAUUCAACUUGUGUUCCGUCCUUGGGCAUGUUCUAUUUUAUCUCGAAGAGAGGAAAUUAUUCAGAAUCAGUAGAGGUAUGUCGCAACAAGAAUGGGGUUUUAGCGGAUGUCACAACUGAAUAUAGAACGAAUGCUCUGGCUAAAUUGUUAGCAGACGUUGGUGGGGAAGAAGCGUACAUAAAUCUUAAACGAGACAUUAGCAGCGAUUUUAUUACUACGAACGGUGAUUUACUUGACUGCACAUCUUAUCGUGCAUGGGCUCCUGGUCAUCCAAAGAAACGGGGGAAAACAGACUGCGUGACAAUUACGAGACAUCAAACUUGGCGAUCUGUUUCUUGUGAAGUACGACUCGCAGCGAUCUGCGAGAUUAUUCCUGGAAAAAAUACAGGAAAACCGUCUUUAAACAUCAUGUAA
Papilio polytes (common Mormon) is the source of this 696-nucleotide messenger RNA. It is a transcript of the gene CTL6, whose product is annotated as pulmonary surfactant-associated protein A. The transcript is spliced from 4 exons. The record is from RefSeq and is a predicted model, not a curated record. NCBI's taxonomy places the organism in Eukaryota, Metazoa, Arthropoda, Insecta, Lepidoptera, Papilionidae. Bases 1 to 696 code for a protein of 231 amino acids.